Triplophysa dalaica is the source of this 1075-nucleotide messenger RNA. Its product is annotated as FUN14 domain-containing protein 1-like. Gene Ontology annotation, cellular component: mitochondrial outer membrane. Bases 121 to 741 code for a protein of 206 amino acids. Lineage: Eukaryota; Metazoa; Chordata; Actinopteri; Cypriniformes; Nemacheilidae. The record is from RefSeq and is a predicted model, not a curated record. Gene Ontology annotation, biological process: autophagy of mitochondrion. The transcript is spliced from 5 exons.
CGGUUAAUGUAGUCUAACUACAGAGUGAACUGAUAGAUUCCAAUCCACCUGAAUUCAGCAUAUGUUAUACUCUACGUGUUUUUAAAAUUACAUUUCCCAUUAAACGUUUAGACUGCAAACAUGAGAAAUAAAUCAGAAUAUAGAAUACAAACUCGUCAGCAGGUGGAAAUGCGUUAUGAAUAUGAAUCUAAUGUUUUAAACAUUGACGUGCUGUAUAGGCGACGCGUGUUCUCUCAGCUGUUAACGUCACAUGACGUCACACAUGUAACCAAAAUGGCGGAAAAACAACAACACGGAAAAGCUCCAGGUGAAGAAGACGACACAUACGAGAUCUUAGAUCUGACGACGUAUGCAUGCAGUCAACAGUGGUGGAGCACAGUGUUUGGAAACAAUUCUGGCCCUAUUGCUGAGAAGUAUUCUGUUGCCACUCAGAUUGUGAUGGGUGGCGUCACGGGUUGGUGUGCAGGAUAUCUGUUUCAGCGGCUGGGGAAAGUCACAGCUACAGCUAUAGGAGGAGGAUUUCUGUUGCUGCAGAUAGCCAAUCAUAGCGGCUACGUCCAAAUUAACUGGAAGAAAGUUGAGAAGGACGUUAAUAAAGCAAAGAGGCAUCUGAAGAAAAAAGCCAAUAAAGCAGCUCCGGAGAUAAACACAUUUAUUGAGGAGGCUACUGAAUUUGUGAAGAAAAACCUUGUUAUUUCCAGUGGAUUUGUUGGUGGAUUCUUCCUGGGUCUUGCUUCUUGAGUUUGUAGUGAUGUCCUGUGGUUCCUGGAAUUACUCUACACGCUCAUGCCAGUUCACAGAAGACUGCUUCACUUGAGUGUUUUCAGUGGAUUUGAUGUUAGAAAGUGAAGGUGAAAGAGAGAUUUUGCCUGGACGGGUCUAAUCCUCCACACGUCCUACAUUCAACACUGAAGCUUCAGAGUCGGUUUACAACACCGGGAUGUAUUUGAAUAAACAUCCAUUAUCUGUCAAAACACAAACCCCGUAAAGCUGUUUGUCAAAUUUUGUUCGUUCUUGAAGUGACUGUGAUGCUCUUAUGGCUUUAAUUAAACUUCAUAUUUGUUCUUGAAUGUUA